UGAACCUUGCAUCCCGUGACUUGAGAGAGUGACUCCAGCAGAAGAAGAGGACUGUCGCCCCUUCCAGUGAUCAUCCCUUUGUAACCCCUGAGAAGCAGCACCGCCAUGGCCCAGAAAACCCUCGCGCCCGCCCUCCCGGAGGACAUAGACAGGGGUAGGCCUACCUCACACCAACGUGUGGCUGGGGCAACCAGUGUGCUGGUGCAGCGAGCCAAUGAGAUCCGCCUGCAGAAGGUCAGCUGGCCCUCAUACCUCCAGUCACUAAUGAUCAGCCAGGAGGACUAUGAGGUCAUCAUGGGUGUGGAAGCCUCAGGGCAGAGUCGUGCUGUGCUGCUCCAGAACCAGCGUUACCAGGUGGCCCGCACCUUCAUGAACCUGCUGGGCCACAUCAGCAAGGACCAGACCAUCCAGUACAUCCUCAUCCUUGUUGAUGACAUCCUCUCAGAGGACAAGAGCCGCGUGGAGAUCUUCAAGGAGUAUGCCCGCAAGCACCGUGAGAGCAUGUGGAGUCCCUUCCUAAACCUGCUGACGCGGCCCGACACCUUCAUCAUCAACAUGACGGCACGCAUCAUUGCCAAGCUGGCCUGCUGGUCUCACGAGCCCAUGGACGGCUCAGACCUCACCUUCUAUCUCACCUGGCUCAAGGACCAGCUCAGGACCCCGAACAACGAGUACAUGCAGUCGGUGGGUCGGUGCCUGCAGAUGAUGCUGAGGGUAGAGGAGUACCGCACCGUCUUCUACCAGCUGGAUGGAGUGGUCACCAUUGUCCAGGUUUUGAGCACUGGCAAGCUGAACUUCCAGAUCCAGUAUCAGCUCACCUUCUGCCUGUGGGUGAUGACAUUUAAUAAUGCCAUUGCAGAUAAGAUGAAUAAGUACAGUGUCAUCCCAACCCUGGCAGACAUUCUGAGUGAGAGUGUGAAGGAAAAGGUGACUCGCAUUGUUCUGGCGGUGUUCAGGAACCUCAUUGAGAAGUCUGAGGAUCCUGCCAUCGCACGGGAGAACUGUAUCCAGAUGGUGCAGUGCAAGGUCCUCAAGCAGCUGGAGAUUCUGGCCCAGAGGAAAUUUGAGGAUGAGGACAUCACUUCUGACAUUGAGUAUUUGAAUGAGAAGCUUCAGACCUCCAUUCAGGACCUUAGCUCGUUUGAGGAGUACUGUUCUGAGGUGAAGUCUGGCCGCAUGGAGUGGUCACCCGUGCACAAGAGUGAGAAAUUCUGGCGUGAGAAUGCCGGCCGCCUCAACGAGAAGAACUAUGAGCUGCUUAAGAUUCUUAUCAACAUUCUGGAGACAAGCAAGGACACACUGGUGCUAUCUGUGGCCUGUCACGACAUUGGGGAGUACACACGCCACUACCAUCGGGGCAAGAGAGUGCUGGAGCAGCUGGGAGGGAAGCAGUGGGUGAUGCAGCACCUCACCCACCCUGACCCCAGUGUUCGCUAUGAGGCUCUGCUUGCUGUACAGAAACUCAUGGUGCACAACUGGGAGUAUUUGGGGAAGCAGCUGGAAAAGGACGCACAGCAGAGCACACCAAGAACCUGAUCAGUUUGUACAGUUUGCUCACCACCACAGGUAACAUCAAAGUACUGUCAGGUUGUGUUGCAGAUAACAUUGAGAGUUAUUGUUGUGAUGUGUAUGUGUCUAUUGCAGACUAUGAAAUAGUGUCAUGUUAUAUAAAUCUGUAUGAUGUAUGUUGUUUUACAAAUUGAGAUUUUAUUGUAAUUAAUGUCUUUUAGACUUUUGUUGUAGAAAUGUUGAUAACUAGGGUCUCUUAUGUUGGGGUAAGGAUGUUGGUUGGGGUUAUAAUAGAGAACGAACAUUCCAAAACCAGCCUCAGUAUUGGGUUCGGGAAAACACAUUACAACAAGGGGGUUGGUGAGCUGAUGAACUACACAUGUCUUAUCAUUUGGCAGUGGCAGCAGACUCUGUCUUUUAGCCAGAUCUGUUUUCUUAUUGAUGGCAGCAGACUGAGCUACCUCUUCUUCAGAUAUGUAUACUUAGUAGUGGUAGGUAACUCCGGUGUUUUGAGGCAGAUUUGUGAGACCAGUCUUGAGGCACACCACUAGCCAAUACUGCAGAAGUACUCCAGGGGGUAUGUAGUAAAUGUAAUUAUAUCGUGUCUACAGUUGUUUGGCAGUGUUUUGAUUCAGGGAUGACACAGAUUCCAUUCAUAGUGUUAUUGUUAGUAAUGCAUUUCAACAGGGUGCUGCUGUUCACUGGCUGUAGUCAGCCAACUCCCUAGCCCCAGUGUUGUCUUCCAGAAGUGUGUGUGUAUAAAGUACUGUGCACAAAGUGUCCUAGGAUGUUAAAUUGUGUAUAUAUUACGUAAAUUUGUUUAACAAC
This is a messenger RNA of Eriocheir sinensis (Chinese mitten crab), 2337 nucleotides long. It is a transcript of the gene VhaSFD, whose product is annotated as V-type proton ATPase subunit H-like. The transcript is spliced from 11 exons. Gene Ontology annotation, cellular component: vacuolar proton-transporting V-type ATPase, V1 domain; lysosomal membrane. Gene Ontology annotation, molecular function: proton-transporting ATPase activity, rotational mechanism. The coding region runs from base 106 to 1536 and encodes 476 amino acids. Gene Ontology annotation, biological process: proton transmembrane transport. Lineage: Eukaryota; Metazoa; Arthropoda; Malacostraca; Decapoda; Varunidae. The record is from RefSeq and is a predicted model, not a curated record.